This is a messenger RNA of Nyctereutes procyonoides (raccoon dog), 948 nucleotides long. It is a transcript of the gene NUDT1, whose product is annotated as nudix hydrolase 1. Gene Ontology annotation, molecular function: 8-oxo-7,8-dihydroguanosine triphosphate pyrophosphatase activity. The transcript is spliced from 5 exons. Gene Ontology annotation, biological process: DNA protection. The coding region runs from base 340 to 810 and encodes 156 amino acids. The record is from RefSeq and is a predicted model, not a curated record. Lineage: Eukaryota; Metazoa; Chordata; Mammalia; Carnivora; Canidae.
CGAAAGCGCGCGCGGAGCCGGGUGGUGCGGGGCUAGGACGCGGGAGUCUGGCGCUGAGCCCCAGCCGGACUCCAGAACUUCCCAGAAGGAUCUCUGCUCGUGCUUCUGCAUCUCCUCCAGGGUGGUCCCAAGGAUAGAAGACAUGUGUUUAAUGGGCCCCAGGCUGUAAUAGGGCUGAAUGAACAGGGGAAUUGGUCCUGGUCCUCCACGAUGUCUCCAGCAGCAGCCCAGAUAUCACCCUUGGAAUUUGUCUUUGGACCCUGAACACCCAUUCAAGCAGGAGGGGCCCUUGUGGCUCCAGGGCCAGAUUCUGGAGCAGCAAGGGGGCCCCCGGGGACCAUGGGCACCUCCAGGCUCUACACCUUGGUACUAGUGCUGCAGCCUGAGCGAGUUCUCCUGGGCAUGAAGAAGCGAGGCUUUGGGGCCGGCCGGUGGAAUGGCUUCGGGGGCAAAGUUCAAGAAGGAGAGACCAUCGAGGACGGGGCCAAAAGGGAGCUGCGAGAGGAGAGCGGUCUGACUGUGGACACACUUCACAAGGUGGGCCAGAUCAUGUUUGAGUUUGUGGGUGAGCCUGAGCUGAUGGACGUACACAUCUUCUGCACAGACAGCAUCCAGGGGACUCCUGUGGAGAGCGAUGAAAUGCGCCCUCGGUGGUUUCAGCUGGACCAAAUCCCCUUCACUGACAUGUGGCCAGAUGACAGCUACUGGUUUCCCCUCCUGCUCCAGAAGAAGAAAUUCCAUGGGUACUUCAGGUUUCAGGGUCCCAACACCAUCCUGGACUAUACGCUACAUGAAGUGGACAAACUAUAGAGGCAGUACGGUGCAGGAGACUGGCUGCAGAACCACCGCACUGUCACUUCACACACUCACUGAGCCCCCAAGGCGGGACUGCAGUCGGGGGUGGAGUGGAGGGAGGUGGACGUGAAAAUAAAGAUCUUUUAUCUCUUC